CAAUUAAUGAUCUUCUCACUAUCAAAACCAGUUGUGUUGUUAAGGGUGAACACCUCAAAGAUCCCAUCGAAUCCUCCCACUUUUUUAAUACUUUGGUCGACUAAAGAUCUCAACUUCCACACUCCGACAAACACUAUGAAGCUCUUAUCGUUGUUCUUGUCGCUGUGACAUCUCUCGUUCACACUAUCAGCAUAUUACGCAUAAAAUCUGUAGAAAGUCAGAGGCGCACGAUAACAAAACACACAGAUAUCAGCUAUGCUUUCUUCAUCUGCUGCUUCUGCAAAUCAAAUUGGCGCCACCUUUUCCUUGAGGCCCAACUUGUUGUUGGCAAGCUCUUCUGAUUGUGGGGGUGCCCUUCAAUUCCUGUUUUCUAGCUACAGUUUCAGAAGCAGAUGUGUUUUUCUUCGAACAUGGCAUGGAAGGCGAGGUGGGUUUCUUCCGAAUCGCGGGUUUCGAGUGUUUUGCGAAUCAAAGUUACAGACAGAGGAACUGCAGAUAAGAAGGUAUUCACCAUUUCUAGAAAGUGCGUUCCUAAACAGGAAUGGUGCUUCUGUAUCUGAUGAGUGGCAGGCAGUUCCUGACAUUUGGAGAUCUUCAGCCGAGAGAUAUGGUGAUCGUGUAGCAUUGACAGAUCCAUACCAUGACCCGCCUUCAAGCAUGACUUAUAAACAGCUGGAAGAGGAAAUUUUGGAUUUCUCUGAAGGCCUAAGAGUUGUUGGAGUAAAGCCUGAAGACAAAAUUGCACUUUUUGCCAAUAAUUCAUGUCGUUGGCUUGUAGCAGAUCAGGGUAUAAUGGCUACUGGAGCUAUCAAUGUGGUAAGAGGUUCAAGGUCUUCAGUGGAAGAGUUGUUACAAAUAUAUGAUCACUCUGAAAGUGUCGCACUUGCCGUGGACAGUCCUGAAUUGUUCAAUCAGAUCGCAGAAGCAUUCUCUUCCAAGGUUGUCACGAAAUUUGUAAUUCUGCUUUGGGGGGAGAAGUCAAGCCUGGCCAGUGAAGAGAAGACUCCUGUUUUUAACUACAAGGAGAUUCUGGAUCUGGGUCGAGAGAGUCGUAAGAGUAUGCUCGACUUUAAUGAUGCCCGGGGAAAGUAUACAUAUGAAACUAUCAACUCAGAUGAUGUAGCUACACUAGUAUAUACAAGCGGAACAACUGGGAACCCGAAAGGUGUCAUGCUAACUCAUCGAAAUCUGUUGCAUCAGAUAAAAAACCUAUGGGAUGUUGUGCCUGCUGAAGCUGGGGACAGAUUUCUCAGCAUGCUUCCACCUUGGCAUGCCUAUGAACGAGCUUGUGAGUAUUUCACAUUGACGUACGGAAUCGAGCAAGUAUACACAACUGUCAGGAACUUGAAGGAGGAUUUGCUACAGUAUCAACCAAAUUUCAUAAUUUCUGUUCCUUUAGUGUAUGAGACACUUUACAGUGGGAUUCAGAAACAGAUCUCUAUGAGCUCUACUGCUCGUAAGUUUAUUGCACUUACAUUCAUAAGGAUCAGUUUGGCAUACAUGGAGUUAAAGAGGAUUUACGAGGGAACAUAUUUGACAAGGAACCAGAAGCAACCAUCUUAUCUUGCUUCACUGUAUGAUUGGCUAUGGGCAAGAGUUGUUGCUGCGAUAUUAUGGCCUUUGCAUAUGUUGGGAAAGAAGCUUGUCUAUACUAAAAUUCAUUCUGCUGUCGGAAUAUCAAAGGCUGGUAUUAGCGGAGGAGGUAGCUUGCCAUCACAUGUUGAUAAGUUUUUUGAGGCAAUUGGUGUGAAAGUGCAAAAUGGAUAUGGUUUAACAGAGACUUCUCCAGUUAUUGCUGCUCGCCGGCCAAACAAUAAUGUUCUUGGUUCAGUUGGGCCUCCAAUUCGACAUACCGAGUUCAAAGUUGUUGAUUUGGAAACUGGUGAAGUUCUCCCACCAGGAUCAAGUGGCAUUAUAAAUGUUCGGGGCCCACAAGUGAUGAAAGGAUACUAUAAGAAUCCAGCGGCUACAAAGCAAGUACUAGAUGAGGAUGGUUGGCUGAGUACUGGAGAUAUUGGUUGGAUUGCUCCUCACCACUCAACAGGGCGAAGUCGUCGUUGUGGAGGUGUUAUUGUCCUGGAAGGACGCGCAAAGGAUACUAUAGUCCUUUCAACAGGUGAAAAUGUUGAACCAGUGGAGCUUGAGGAAGCUGCCAUGAGAAGUAGUCUAAUUCAACAAAUUGUUGUGGUCGGCCAGGAUCAACGACGACUUGGGGCAAUAAUUGUUCCAAACAAAGAAGAGGUUUUACUUGCAGCCAAAAAGUUGUCCAUUGUAGAUGUUAAUGCCUCUGAGCUCAGUAUGGAUAAAAUGAAAAACUUGGUAUAUGAAGAUUUAAGAAGAUGGACUACAGGGUGUUCGUUUCAAAUUGGACCGAUUUUGAUUGUGGAUGAACCCUUCACGAUUGAUAGUGGACUAAUGACUCCAACUAUGAAAAUUCGAAGGGACCGAGUCGUAGCUCAGUUCAAGGAGCAAAUAAAUAACCUGUACAAGUAAACAUCUUAUCCCGAAAUUCACAGAAGCAGUUUAAAGUGCAUGUAAUUUAUAGGAAAUAAGAAUUGCAAGGCCUUGUGUGUAGCCAGUCCAAUACUUUUUCGAGUCUCUGUAAUGUAAGUUAAGUUCCUUGCUAUCUCUUGAAACACAACACUAUAAAGUUUGUAUAUUUGCAUGUUGUAUCCGAAAGAAGAGUAUCUUGACCUGCCACCAGAGCCUUCUACGUUACGCUGGAAAUAUAAUGCCAUAAUAUGAAAUUAUUGAUCUGCAUGCAA
This is a messenger RNA of Malus domestica (apple), 2765 nucleotides long. RefSeq names its product probable acyl-activating enzyme 16, chloroplastic. Gene Ontology annotation, biological process: fatty acid elongation. Gene Ontology annotation, cellular component: chloroplast. Gene Ontology annotation, molecular function: long-chain fatty acid [acyl-carrier-protein] ligase activity. The record is from RefSeq and is a predicted model, not a curated record. Lineage: Eukaryota; Viridiplantae; Streptophyta; Magnoliopsida; Rosales; Rosaceae.